This is a messenger RNA of Juglans microcarpa x Juglans regia, 910 nucleotides long. RefSeq names its product RING-H2 finger protein ATL52-like. The transcript has a single exon. The coding region runs from base 272 to 799 and encodes 175 amino acids. The record is from RefSeq and is a predicted model, not a curated record. NCBI's taxonomy places the organism in Eukaryota, Viridiplantae, Streptophyta, Magnoliopsida, Fagales, Juglandaceae. Gene Ontology annotation, biological process: protein ubiquitination.
CGAUUCUUUUAGUGUUUUUUAUUCCUGAAAGAAAUUUAAUAACGUAGAGGAUUGCCACAUGGAUGUCAACGAUCGAGGCCCACGAAUGUCUAAGCUGUAACCUUAUCAUUGUCUGUAUUUAGUAUUUCUUAACACAAGUUAUGUACGCAUAAGACAAGUAUAACCUUGCAAUCACCGUUGCAGCUGCGUUGUUUUAUAGGAAUGACUCUUUGAGGGCACUCUAAACUCUAAAAGUCUCUCACAAUUGCUAGCUGAUUAAUCUCUUCAUAUCAUGGCCAACGACGAUUUCAUCUUAGGAAAAUUCUUUUUCCUUAUAGCUACAGUGGGAUCAGCGGCUAUCGUGGUCACAAUUUACCAUUGUAUAACUGUUUGUUUUUGUAACCGGCACCCGGCGGCUGCUAACCAAAGCCCUCCACAAAGACUCAGGCGAUCGCGUUUUGUGUCUGAGAUCACAAUGGAGACAUCUAUCGGUAGUACCAGCGCUUCUAUGGUCCAACUCAUCCCAGCACGCAAGUAUCAGAAAGGUGUGGACUCGAUGGGCGAAGAUGGCACUUGUGCCGUGUGCUUGAGCGAAUUUGAAGAUGGUGAAGAAUUACGUACCUUGCCAGGGUGCAUGCACUCGUUUCACGUCCCAUGCAUUGAUAUGUGGCUCUACUCUCACUCAACUUGCCCGAUUUGUCGGUCUGAUGCCACUACUUUGUCAUCGACAUUUCAUCGUGCAACAAUUUCAAGUUCCGAUGAGUCCGAGGCACAUUCAGGAACGCUGCAAGAUAUUGUUAUACAUUCUACGCGGGCAUGAUAGUGAAAGGUUUGUCCCACUAUAUUUGCUCAAGGUUUAGUCACAGGAUUCACGUACCUUACCUCUGAUGUUUUCAAUACAUUUAUCUUGGCUCGGAUGUUUUUCUUUUUC